Molecule: messenger RNA, 1305 nt
Organism: Symbiodinium natans
Lineage: Eukaryota; Dinophyceae; Suessiales; Symbiodiniaceae
Source: the annotation of a GenBank genome assembly
AUGGAGAACAGCCACAGAGACUGGUUCGAAGCCGAGUUCCGAGCUUCGGACGAGCGUGAAGCUGUCGAUCUGAAAAUGUUUCGAUUAUUGCAGGAAGGAGCUGGUCAAGUGACGGUCGUGCAGAUUGAGCAGCCAGAAGUCAUGCAAAGGGCUCUUCCUACGUCUUGCCAGGGGACGAUCGAAGUUGAGUUGCCUCGGCUUGCGCAAAAAGUGUAUCCAAUGCUGAUAGCAGCUGAUGCUGGCUUCCUAGCCUGUGAAGUUAGGACCAGGGAGGAUGUCUUCAGCAUGAAGCACGGUGCGCGAGAGAUGUUGUGGUGCCAAAAAGGUUCCGACACUGAUGAGUGGACUGUCCGGCAACGGCAGCAGGUGAAAACGCAAGGCGAGUGGUUUGUGGGAAGUUUCAUCAUUCCACAAAGUGAUUCCUCAUUACCACACUAUUUGCUAUGUUUCUUCCUGGGCAAUCACAGCCGUGUGGAAGAUGGUGAGCUGAAGCGAAUGUCUCAGAACUUCGGUUUGGGCGGCAUCUUGUUUGUCGAGCUUUGGAGUUGGACCCCGUCAGGAAUGAGCCGGCUGGCGGUUGAUGCAGUGCACACUGGCCAUUCAAUGAGCAACGUGUCAUAUGCUGCAGCACAGGUGGGGACGAACAACUUCAUAUGCAGCAUCGACGACCGCUUCAACGACGACAGCUUCCAGCUGGUAGGGUUUCGCGUAGACGUCGCUAGUGAUGCUAGUGAGGCCAAGCUUUCCAGAACUACAGAUUUCUGGGCACCAUUGCCGCGGGAAGCCUCUUGGACACUUACACCUCUGUCCGUGCUGCAGUCCUCCGUCCAGCUAGCCUCGGCCAGGGUGCAAUUGGUGCGGAAGUUCUGCUUCUAUGUGACGAUCUGUUUUUUUGUUGUGCCGCAGACCAGCAGCUCUCCGACGCGAAAAAGCUUCGCCUUUGCUGGGCCAUAUCUGCACGGUGCAGAGGCUGAGCAGUUGGAGGAGGAAUAUGACACGGUACAGUUGAGCGUCUGCAACAACGGGCAGAACAUGCUUCUACGAAUCGAGUACAAAGCAAAAGUAACGCGCCUCAAGCUAGAGGAGCGAACUGUGACAGUCUUACUUUCGCGUGAGGCUGAAGUCGUGAACAUAGUGUGGGAUUCGGCGACUUCGAGCACAUUCCAUGGGGAGGGCCAGCUUCCUCUUUACACAGACCACAUUCAGAACCAAAUGUCCCUGCAAGAUAUCAUGCUGGGUUCUUCCCCACAGGGUCCUUGUCCUAAGUGGCAAGGACGCUGUUACACAAAAAAGGUGUCGGCAUGA